Molecule: messenger RNA, 180 nt
Organism: Histoplasma mississippiense
Lineage: Eukaryota; Fungi; Ascomycota; Eurotiomycetes; Onygenales; Ajellomycetaceae
Exons: 1
Coding region: 1-180 (59 amino acids)
Source: RefSeq, a predicted model, not a curated record
AUGGCGCUAUCUUGGCUACGCCAGACAAGUCUUGCAGGCAAGGUCCCCUGCCAGUCGACGGCUUCUUGCCCAGCCGCCCCGGGGACUAUCCCCUUGCUGCAUGGCACCCCCGGUCGCCGAGAGAUUCCUGAGCCGCCCUUGACGAAUCAGCACCCUACAAACCACCUGUUGGUUAUGUAG